AUGGGAGAACCAACCAAUGAGAUGGGCAAUGAGGUUGAGGGUGGCUUUAUAUUUAGCACAGCACUAGGCUAUUGCAAUAGUAAAGGCCGAGCACUAUAUCACGAUCGCAAUAGUUACAGAGUGUUGUAUGAUCAAGAUGGUAAUCCCAGGCUUUCACGCUUUGGACUAAUGAAGAACAGCAAGGAUGGAAAAGAAUACAUUGCAAACUUGGCUUUUCUUAGUUUUCCUUUGGCUCUAGAAUAUUUAUUUUCUUAUGCUCAGAAUGAAGCUAUGGAUAAUCAGCAGAGCACGGUUGAGUUCCCCAAGGAUAAUCCAAUACCAAGUGUGAAAGCUCUGGCGUUCUACAAAUCUAGCACUUUCAUGGUUGAUGUUCAAUAUACUGAUCUCUUGGAAAAGGAGGUGGAAGUUCCGGUUGUCAAAGACUCAGCAAAUGAACUGUCCAGGAUGGAAACAGACGAGGUUGCUGUCGAUCCUACUCCCCAGAGUAGUACUAAAACUAACAUCAACAUGGAAGAUGCUAAAGGCUCUACUGAUAUCCCCGGUGCUGAAAAUGGUGUACUAGAAUCGGGAGAAAAGCCCAGUCAGUUGGAAACAGAUGCCAUGGUUAGUUAG
Messenger RNA from Fraxinus pennsylvanica, 612 nucleotides. Lineage: Eukaryota; Viridiplantae; Streptophyta; Magnoliopsida; Lamiales; Oleaceae. The record is from the annotation of a GenBank genome assembly.